This is a messenger RNA of Schistocerca gregaria, 1977 nucleotides long. RefSeq names its product galanin receptor 2a-like. NCBI's taxonomy places the organism in Eukaryota, Metazoa, Arthropoda, Insecta, Orthoptera, Acrididae. Gene Ontology annotation, molecular function: G protein-coupled receptor activity. The transcript is spliced from 6 exons. Gene Ontology annotation, cellular component: plasma membrane. Gene Ontology annotation, biological process: G protein-coupled receptor signaling pathway. The record is from RefSeq and is a predicted model, not a curated record. The coding region runs from base 108 to 1361 and encodes 417 amino acids.
AGAUUCUGUGGCAGAAACAUAAAGAAGAGAGUUAACGCUUACGUUUACUAUAGGACGAGAACAAGAUCACUGCCAGACCUGGAGCGGCGCAGCCGCGAGCGGGGCAGAUGGGCGCGUGGAACGCGUCCUGCCCCGGCAAGCCGGCGGCCACCGUGUGCAUGGCGGACCCGGCCGAGAUGCUCAAGCCGUGGAAGCUGAACUCGCUGUUCUUCCACAUCGUGGGCUGGCACGCGGCGGCGCUCGUGUGCGGCGUGGCGGGCAACGCGCUCGUGCUGGCGGCGUCGCGGCGCAGCGCCACGUCGCUGUUCCUGGCGUCGCUGGCGGCGGCCGACCUGCUGCUGCUGCUGCUGCACGCGCCGCUCGACCUGCUGCAGUACUUCGUGGCCAGCUGGGACGCCGCCGGCGCCGUCUGCCGCGCUGCCGAGUACGCCGCCUCGCUGUCUGCCGCCGCCUCCGUGCUCAACCUCGCCGCCGUCACCGUCGAAAGGUUCCUGGUGAUCGUGUUCCCGAUGAAGUCCCGCUCCUACUGCACGCUGCACAACUGCCGACGCGCAGUGUUUGCCAUUUGGCUGCUGGCGCCUCUGCUCACCGUACCUGUGCUGCUCACCAAGGGUACUUACGCGAUGCUGUACACCAACAUGAUAGUGAAUGUGACGAUACACCACUGCGCCGACACGGUGGGUGGUCUCAGCCUGGCAGUGUACCAGCUGGUGCUGCUGUUCGGGGCGCCGGGCGUGCUCAUGCUCUUCUGCUACAGCUGCGUCAUUGUCGAGCUCUGGAAGAGCACGCGCAGCAUGCAGGUCCUCACCAACAGCAUCAGCACAAACAGAAUUUCCAGCCGUCAAGAGAACACAUUGACAGCCUCACAAAGCAGCAGACAGACAGUGACUAGAAGACGAAACAGGGCUGACACGGCACGCGCCACAAGGAAGCAGGUUAUCAAAAUGCUGAUUUUGGUAGUAGUACUUUUCCUCCUGUGUUGGGGACCAAGAAUAAUAAUGAACAUGCUAACUAAAAUUGGUCUACAAAGUUUUACUCCAACUGAGUACACAAUGAGGGUUGUGUUCAACAUCCUGCCAGUCAUACAUGCUUGCUUUAAUCCAGUAAUAUACUCUUUCAUGUCUAAAAACUUCCGCCGUUCACUGAAAAGACAGUUUGAGACUCUUGGCUGCAGAAGAAAUUUGUCCAGACAUAGGAGCAGCAGUUUCAGAAGCAGCAGAUUGCAUCAUGGCACAAUCACACAACAGACAAGCAUCAGACCACGAUACACACUGUCCUCAUCAUCGAGCACAUACAAUGCUGAUGUCACCAGACACACUGAAAUGGAAAACACAGAUUCUGUCAACAGUACAGUGGUCUGAUGAGAAUUAUGCUUAAAAAAUCCCUGUAACUGCUAUUAUAAUAAAAUGACAGAACAGUGUGCAUUUUGUUUCUUGUUCUGCGUAUGCUCCAUGGAGUUAUACAGUGUUCUUUACUUCCUGGUGAUUUAUUUCUUGUGCUUAACCUAUUUGUUCUAUGAAAGAGACUAAAAUAAAAACACAAAACUUCCUUUUUCUCUCAAUAUCUUUAUAAAUACAAAAAAGAUGUCACCACAGGAAAUGUAACAAAAUAAGAUUUACAACAACUACUUUAGUGGAACAUUUUAUUUUAUUUUACAUGUUACAUACACAGCAAGAUCCUGUUGAAAGUAUGUUCAAUGAUCAAUAGUAGUUGCUAUAUGUGAGUAUAAAAAAUGUCAUUACUAUGGGCAAUCAUUAUUUCACAACAGUGAAAAGUACUAGAUUUAAACCUGUACUCAUGGUUUCCUACUGUGUGUACCACAUGUGUCAACACAAAUCAGUUUUUACAAAAUAUGUGACAAACCAGUCAUAUGUCUGCAGUAAAGUGUUACAGUUAAGGUUAAAUAAAUACACUGACAUGAUUUUUUAAAAUUACUAGUUGAGGCAUGAACUGCACUCCAUGAAAACAAACUCUCUC